Hordeum vulgare subsp. vulgare (domesticated barley) is the source of this 1044-nucleotide messenger RNA. RefSeq names its product dephospho-CoA kinase-like. The transcript is spliced from 4 exons. The coding region runs from base 177 to 869 and encodes 230 amino acids. Lineage: Eukaryota; Viridiplantae; Streptophyta; Magnoliopsida; Poales; Poaceae. Gene Ontology annotation, molecular function: ATP binding; dephospho-CoA kinase activity. The record is from RefSeq and is a predicted model, not a curated record. Gene Ontology annotation, biological process: coenzyme A biosynthetic process.
AUCCUCCCCUCUCUUUUGACUCUCUCUCACGACUCUCCCCUGACGGCGGCCUCCGGCGGCCGACUCCGCGGCUCGGCGAGGAAGAGAGGCUCGCGGCGCAGCGGCGGCGAGGAGGGGUCCCUCUGCUUCCGUACCACUCGCGGACGCACUCGGCCACUCGCCCUCGAGAUCUCAAGAUGCGGCUGGUCGGCCUGACGGGCGGGAUCGCCUCCGGGAAGAGCACCGUCUCCGGCCUCUUCAAGUCGUCCGGCAUCCCCGUCGUCGAUGCCGACGUCGUGGCUCGGAAUGUAGUGCAGAAAGGUACUGGAGGUUGGAAGAAGAUUGUAAAAGCUUUUGGGAAUGACAUUCUGUUGGAAAAUGGAGAAAUUGACAGAGCUCAAUUGGGCCAGAUUGUUUUCACUGACCCAGAAAAACGCAAGCUUCUAAACCGUCUUCUGGCCCCACACAUUUCAUGCGGUAUAUUCUGGGAGAUACUAAAACUGUGGGUGAAGGGAUCCCUGGUCAUCGUUGUCGACAUCCCGCUCCUGUUUGAGACAAAGAUGGACCGGUGGACGGACCCCGUGGUUGUCGUAUGGGUGGAUCCCAAAACUCAGAUCGAAAGGCUCAUGUCAAGAGACGGGUGCGGCCAGGAACAGGCUCAGAGCAGGAUCGACGCGCAGCUUGCACUGGACUGGAAGAAGUCGGAAGCCGACAUAGUGAUCGACAACUCUCGCUCCCGGGACGAUACGAAAGAGCAGUUCCAGGAAGUGCUGAAGCAGGUGUCUGCUCCCUUGACAUGGAAGGAGCGCAUGAUGUCCAGGGAUGGCCUUCUCUCUAUCGUCGUGUGCACCGCAGCAGGGCUUCUGCUUGCUCAGAAGAAUCUGCUAUGAUCUUUUCAUGCUUAGGGAGUUAAGGUAACUAGGAUCGGACUAAGAUUGAUUGGUUGAAAAUUUCCAAGUGUCGGUGCAGAGCACUAGGCGAACAUGAUUACUGUUCUGCCAGGUCUGGAGUUAUUAUACCACAAGUGCUGAAUAUCAAGUGAAAUAAAAUUUGUAACUGCCUGCU